Messenger RNA from Dicrocoelium dendriticum, 1619 nucleotides. Lineage: Eukaryota; Metazoa; Platyhelminthes; Trematoda; Plagiorchiida; Dicrocoeliidae. The record is from the annotation of a GenBank genome assembly.
GAUUAAUCGAAAACAGCUGAUCAUAUUUUGGGGGCGGUACUGUUUGCUGUACUGGCUGAUGGGGAUGAAUGAUAUGAAGUACGUUGUUAAGGCCUGAUAAGGGUGUAAUAAAGGUAUAUUGAUUUAGGGGAACUGAAAAUGGUGGUGCAUUAUUUUACGAUGUAUAUGAUGGUUUUUGUUUUAGUGCGCAGGUGUUGUUUCGGUUUCGCUGCAAUGGCUGUGGAUGAUACUGUUGCUUUCCGCGCUGCUUUUCGCCAAUAUUAUAAGGCAUUUGGUGAAUUCGAGGAAGAUUUGAAGCGGUUUCAACUUCAGACGGCGACCAGUUUUUACAAAUAUGACGUUUUGACCGCUGCGUCGUAUAAGAAGUGGUCCGGUCAAGAGCUACCCGAUGGGAUGCGGUACAAAUGGGUACAAUAUCGUUGUGUCCAUUGCACCCGGAAAGGAGACGGUGGCAGUCGGUAUGUCAGCCUCGGUUGUAAAGCGAGCAUAUCCAUCAGUGCUAAGGGCAUUUACUAUGAGAUAGGCUCGCAUUGUCUGGUGCAUAAUCAUAAUUUUCACUUGGGGAAUCCAAGUUUGUACGUGGGUAACCGGCGUCUGACUCCCGAGGCGGAGCGGCAAGUGUUUGAUUUAAUGCAGUCCUUCCGUAAUACCGGAGAAUUGCGAGACUAUGUCCUGGAAAGAUAUAACAAACGACUGAAUCGACAGGACCUAUUUUCCAUCCGCCAUCGCUUAGGUGGGGUAUCUAAGGGGAAUGAUGUAAACGCGGUAGCGGAAUUGUUGAGUAAGAACGGCGCUGUGCGUGUCGAAAGAGAUGGGUCACAAGUGCGAUUCGUAUUUUUCGUUCCUGCUUCAAUGACUUCCAUAGCGGCGAAAUACGGCGACGUACUUCUUGCGGAUGCGACGCAUCAGGUGAACUGCGGUGGUUAUAUUCUUUGGCACUGUAUGGUGAUUGACGGUUUCGGCGUAGGUCGAAGCGUGUUUUACGCUUUAAUGCCCAACGAGACAGCAUGCAGUUACCUGGAGGUUGCUCGGGGCAUGUCGGAAAUGUUGCCCACCACCUUGUCAGCGAAGACUAUAGUCAUGGAUAGGUGCCUGGGUCAAAUGAAGGCAUUUAAGUCAGUAUAUGCACGGAGCACUGUAGUAUUAUGCCGGUUUCAUUUCCUGCGGGACGUUUCACGCAGAUGCCAGUGUUUGUCAAAAGUGAAGAAGGCGGACAGAGUUCUGCUCAAGCAGUGGAUGCACCGAUUGGUGUACACGAAGACGGAAUUGCAAUUUAAGAUGCUGCUCAGAGCGAUAAGGGUUAGAAGCAAAGAGGCAUUCACUUACCUCAGUCGUACGUGGUUGCCCUUCGCAGGAAGCUGGGCGUACCACCGGUUGCGCGAUGUGCGUACGUUGGGUGCGUUCACCACCAACAGAGUGGAAAACGAGAAUAAGCACCUCAAGUGCGGAUUAAGCGAAAGGACAUCGCUGUUGCAACUUUUUGAGGCCGUUGUACGUAGAGCACGCGAUGCGGAAUCACGUUGGACCACGUCACUGGGCAAAUUGCAGAUGUCGAAAUCGCGCACCAUUCCGGCAACAGGGCAGGUGCGGGAGUUGGUUUCCUGCCUUUCUACUUAUGC